UGUACGUGUGUUGACACACCAUUUCGCUACGGCUCUCGGUCGGUCGGCUGGAGAUGUUCAAUCGUACGAGAUCGAUGCGAACGGAAAUCAUCGAAUGUUUUACACCGGAUCCACACGUUACCGUAUGGAGUACCGUGAAGGCACCAACCAGAUCACCAAAGUGCAUCGCCUGAGUCUCGAUCGUGAUCAGCGUAAAGAACAAUCGUUCGAGAUGGAGCACAACAGCGAUGGAGCGGUAGUGAAGGCGGAACACAAAGGUAUUAAGAAAAUCGAGUACGAUCGUAUUUUGCAUCGUGUUUCGAAGAUCGAGAUGCUUGAUGGGCGCAGACUGGAAUACCAGUACGAUGUCCGGGGAGAACGCACGUUCAAGAAGGUGGUGAGUGCCAAGGGUUCCGUUUUGCAUGAAAAGUACUACAUCAGGAAUGCUGAAGGAAUUGUCCUGGUGGACAUGGAGAUGACUUAUCUGGAGAAUGAUCAACCACCGGAUGUGUGUGACAAGUUACAUCUACAAGGAUCAACAGUUGAUCGGGUUCGUGCGUGACGAUCAACUGUACAGUUUGGUAACCGAUCAUGAAGGAUCGGUACGG
Messenger RNA from Anopheles cruzii, 587 nucleotides. RefSeq lists its product as uncharacterized. NCBI's taxonomy places the organism in Eukaryota, Metazoa, Arthropoda, Insecta, Diptera, Culicidae. The record is from RefSeq and is a predicted model, not a curated record. The coding region runs from base 95 to 541 and encodes 148 amino acids. The transcript has a single exon.